This is a messenger RNA of Tripterygium wilfordii, 1810 nucleotides long. Its product is annotated as ruvB-like protein 1. Gene Ontology annotation, molecular function: ATP binding; DNA helicase activity; ATP hydrolysis activity. Bases 222 to 1604 code for a protein of 460 amino acids. The transcript is spliced from 13 exons. Lineage: Eukaryota; Viridiplantae; Streptophyta; Magnoliopsida; Celastrales; Celastraceae. Gene Ontology annotation, biological process: chromatin remodeling; box C/D snoRNP assembly; regulation of transcription by RNA polymerase II. Gene Ontology annotation, cellular component: NuA4 histone acetyltransferase complex; Swr1 complex; Ino80 complex. The record is from RefSeq and is a predicted model, not a curated record.
GUCACUCUAUUUUCUGUUUUUCGCUUCAUUCUUCAGUUUUUGAGGGUUUUGGGUUUAGACGCGAACUGCUCCAAGUUCCAACCCUUACAAGGGUAGUCUGUGCAAAGCCGAUCGCAACAGUAAGCAUCUGCUGCGGCCAUUGAACUUGUUCAGUCACUCCGGGUUUAACUAGAAACCGAGUUCCAUACGCAACAACCCCAGUGUUUGGGAAGAAAAGACAGAUGGAGAAAGAUAAAAUGAGGAUUGAAGAGGUCCAAUCCACUGCAAAGAAGCAGAGAAUCGCUACUCAUACUCACAUUAAAGGCAUUGGCCUUGAGGCCAAUGGAAAGGCAAUUCCUUUAGCGGCUGGCUUUGUGGGCCAGGUGGAGGCAAGAGAAGCAGUUGGUCUUGUUGUUGAUAUGAUAAAGCAAAAAAAGAUGGCUGGUCGGGCCCUCUUACUAGCAGGGCCUCCUUCAACUGGGAAGACAGCAUUGGCCCUUGGUAUUUCCCAGGAGCUUGGAAGCAAGGUUCCCUUCUGUCCAAUGGUAGGCUCAGAAGUUUAUUCUUCAGAAGUGAAGAAAACUGAGGUUCUAAUGGAACAUUUUCGACGGGCUAUUGGCCUUCGCAUCAAGGAAAACAAGGAGGUGUAUGAAGGAGAGGUAACUGAACUCUCCCCAGAAGAAACUGAGAGUGUGACAGGGGGCUAUGGUAAAAGCAUUAGCCAUGUAAUUAUUGGAUUGAAAACUGUCAAAGGAACCAAGCAACUGAAGUUGGAUCCCACUAUUUAUGAUGCCUUGAUUAAGGAGAAGGUAGCUGUUGGAGAUGUUAUAUACAUCGAAGGUAACAGUGGAGCUGUCAAAAGGGUGGGUAGAAGUGAUGCUUUUGCUACAGAAUUUGACCUUGAAGCAGAAGAGUAUGUUCCACUUCCAAAAGGAGAGGUUCACAAAAGGAAGGAGAUAGUCCAGGAUGUAACAUUGCAUGACCUUGAUGCUGCAAAUGCACGUCCUCAAGGUGGGCAAGAUAUAUUGUCUCUGAUGGGUCAGAUGAUGAAGCCUAGAAAGACAGAAAUCACUGAAAAAUUACGGCAAGAAAUAAACAAGGUUGUGAACCGAUAUAUUGAUGAAGGCGUGGCAGAGCUCGUCCCUGGAGUUCUAUUUAUUGACGAGGUACAUAUGCUGGAUAUGGAGUGUUUUUCAUACUUGAAUCGUGCUCUGGAGAGCUCUUUGUCUCCAAUUGUAAUAUUUGCUACAAAUAGAGGAAUUUGUCACGUAAGAGGGACUGAUAUGAAUAGUCCUCACGGCAUUCCUGUUGACUUGUUGGACCGGCUGGUGAUUAUCCGAACACAAAUUUAUGGUCCUGCUGAGAUGAUACAGAUCCUAGCUAUCCGGGCACAGGUGGAGGAACUGAUCAUAGAUGAAGAAAGUCUUGCAUUGCUUGGAGAAAUUGGUCAACAAACAUCCUUAAGACAUGCAGUCCAGCUAUUAUCUCCGGCGAGCGUCAUGGCAAAAAUGAAUGGUCGUGACAAAAUAUGCAAGGAGGAUGUUGAGGAAGCAAGUGCACUCUAUCUUGAUGCCAAGUCUUCAGCAAAACUUCUUCAAGAGCAUCAGGAAAAAUACAUUUCGUGAUUAAAGCAGCUUAUUAUGUGAUCUUUGCCAGCAGCAAGUUAGCUGAUGAAUUUUGUUGUGAUAUUUUCCUUGUGGUCUCAUUACUUGCCUUAGUACAUGUUGAAGCAAGAGGGUUUACACUUUGCUUUUUGUGCCCUGCGUACUGUGUGUGAAUCCAAUUCGAAUAUGGUGGCAUCAAGCUGGUGAAACUGUGAUUUCUUUUCCCC